Molecule: messenger RNA, 2364 nt
Organism: Mercurialis annua (annual mercury)
Lineage: Eukaryota; Viridiplantae; Streptophyta; Magnoliopsida; Malpighiales; Euphorbiaceae
Product: protein CASP
Exons: 19
Coding region: 173-2215 (680 amino acids)
Biological process (GO): intra-Golgi vesicle-mediated transport
Cellular component (GO): Golgi membrane
Source: RefSeq, a predicted model, not a curated record
UAAAAAUCUAAGAACAACUAGGCACUGCAAUAUCAAACUCGAAUUCAAGUAGAAUUUUACUAAACUCAGAUCAAACAUUUUUUUUAGCUUGAAAUCAGAUCUAUUAAUCACCUUUGAAAUUGUAGAUUGAUCAUUAAAUCAAACAUUUCAAUCGAUCCGAAUAGGAAGAAAAAUGGAGUCUCCGCCCGAAAGGGAAAAAUCGAACCCGACGUCCUCUCCGAUUCCUGUUGUCUCCAAUUUCUGGAAAGAGUUUGAUUUGGAGAAGGAGAAAAGCGUGUUGGAUGAGCAAGGACUGAGGAUAGCUGAAAAUCAGGAAAAUAGCCUCAAAAACCGACGCAAGCUUGCAGAGAGCACUAGAGAUUUCAAAAAGGCUUCUCCGGAGGAAAAAUUAAGUUUAUUUAACUCUUUACUUAAGUGCUACCAAGAAGAAGUCGAUAAUCUUACCAAGAGAGCAAAAUAUGGAGAAAAUUCUUUUCUGAACAUAUAUCAGAAGCUAUAUGAGGCUCCAGAUCCUUAUCCGGCUCUUGCUUCAAUUGCGGAGCAAGAUUUAAAGCUGUCUGAACUAGAAUCGGAGAACCGGAAGAUGAAAGUUGAGCUGGAGGAGUUCAGGACAGAAGCUACUCAUUUAAAGAAUCAACAAGCAACAAUAAGAAGACUUGAAGAGCGUAACCGUCAGUUGGAGCAACAGAUGGAGGAAAAAGUGAAGGAAUUUGUGGAGAUAAAGCAACGUAGUUUGGCUGAAGAAAACCAGAAAACACUUGAAGUUUUGAAAGAAAGAGAGCAAUCUUUGCAAGAUCAACUACGCCAAGCUAAAGAAAGUGUUUCCACUAUGCAAAAAUUGCAUGAGCUUGCUCAAAGCCAACUAUUUGAAGUUCAUGCUCAGUCAGAGGGAGACAGAGCAGCAAAGCAAUCAGAGGUCAACCUUCUAAUGGAUGAAGUAGAAAGGGCUCAAACACGGCUUCUUAGCCUUGAAAGAGAAAAGGGAGUCCUCCGUUCUCAACUACAAACAGCAAAUGAAGAAACUGGAAGUAAGCAAAGUGACACUGUGGAUUCAAAUAAUGUACUUGAGAAUACUUUGAGUGCCAAAGAAAAGAUCAUCUCCGAACUCAAUAUGGAACUACACAACAUUGAGACCACCUUGACAAAUGAGCGUGAAGAACACAUUAGUGAAAUCAAAAAGUUAAACAUGCUACUCAAUGAAAAGGAACUUGCUCUUGAAGAGUUGAAGAAGGAGCUUCAAGCAAGGCCCACCACAAAAUUAGUUGACGACCUGCGUAAAAAAGUCAAAAUAUUGCAGGCAGUGGGCUAUAAUUCAAUUGAGGCUGAAGAUUGGGAAGCAGCCACUAGUGGGGAAGAGACGAGCAAAAUGGAAUAUCUUCUUCUUGAUAAGAAUCGGAAAAUGGAACACAAACUUACACAGUUAAAGGUUAAAAUUUCUGAGAAGGAAUCUUUGCUUGAAACUGCUGAAGGAAAGGUAGCAGAGCUUACUGCAAAAGUUAACGAACAACAAAAAUUAAUACAGAAGUUGGAAGAUGAUAUAUUGAAGGGUUAUAACUCGAAAGAUCAAAAAAGUGGUCUGUUUGAUGAUUGGGAUCUUUCAGAGGCUGGGCGGGUGGAGCCAUCUGAGAAUGUAGAUCAGAAACAUGUUUCUUCAGAUCAAGACCAGAGCUCUAUGCUAAAGGUUAUCUGCAAUCAGCGAGAUCGGUUCAGGACACGCUUGCGAGAGACAGAAGAAGAGGUAAGGCAAUUAAAGGAGAAGAUAGGGGUACUAACAGCAGAGCUGGAGAAGUCAAAAGCUGAUAAUGUCAAGUUGUAUGGAAAGAUGCGUUAUGUCCAGGACUAUAAUCUUGAGAAAGUCGUUUCUAGAGGAUCCAAGAAGCACGCAGAGGAUCUGGAGAGUGGCUUUUCUUCAGAUGUUGAGUCCAAGUACAAAAAGAUAUAUGAAGAUGAUAUAAAUCCAUUUGCAGCCUUUUCUAAGAAGGAAAGGGAUCAAAGAUACAAGGAGUUGGGCUUCAGGGACAGAAUAACCCUUAGCAGUGGGCGUUUUCUUUUGGGAAACAAGUAUGCUCGAACUUUUGCAUUUUUCUAUACCAUUGGUUUACAUAUCCUGGUAUUCACCUGUCUGUACAGAAUGUCGGCUCUGAGCUAUCUGAGUCAUGGCGAGGAGAUGGCAAAUACAGCAGAAAAACAACUAAAUCUCCCUCAUGCCUUUUAAUAUUUUUUCUCACGGGAUGGCAAAUAGAGUUGAAACUUUGAAUAGAAAAGUUAUAUAAUGUAAAUACAACAAAAACUAACAUCAUUUUUGUUUCACUGCCUGUCUUGCUAAAUUUGAAGGUGCAAUGAAAAUAGUGACAGUUUUAUUUA